UGCAGAAGUGCGUGAGUGUUCGCAGCCUGCUGGCUAGCUGGCACUCCGGGUGGAAAAGGAUUUCCUCUUAGAAGGACCGAACACAGAGACACACACUGAAGCGAUUUCGGUAGCCACCUUCAGGACGGACUUUCUGGUUACUGACCUUUUUGCAGCGGAAUAGCGGAAACUCUUCAGCCAUGAGCUCGGUAGCUGUGUUGACCCAGGAGAGCUUUGCUGAGCAUCGCAGCGGCCUGAGGGACGAGGAGAUCACAGGCGGCACCCCGGAGGAUGAGGCCUACAUCCCGACCUAUCUAGAGGCCUUCCCCCCUCUCCCUGAGAAGGGGGCUCCGGGGGAGAAGUCAGGCGAGCCCACGGGAGCCUGGAGCAAGAUACGCCCCAUAAAGGCCUCUGUCAUCACCCAGGUUUUCCACGUGCCCCUGGAGGAGAGGCGCUACAAAGACAACAGCCAGUUUGGUGAGGGCGAGGAGGCCAAGGUGUGCCUGGACAUCAUGCAGCGGACGGGGGCGCACAUUGAGCUGUCGCUGGCUAAGGACCAGGGCCUGUCCAUCAUGGUGACCGGCAAGCUGGACUCGGUCAUGAAGGCGCGCAAGGAGAUCGUGGCGCGGCUGCAGACGCAGGCCUCGGCCACGGUCACCAUACCGAAGGAGCACCACCGCUUUGUCAUCGGGAAGAACGGGGAGAAGCUGCAGGAGCUGGAGCUGAAGACGGCCACUAAGAUCGCCAUCCCGCGACCCGACGACCCCAGCGCCAACAUCCGGAUCACCGGCACCAAGGAGGGCAUCGAGAAGGCCCGGCACGAGAUCCUGCUCAUCUCCGCAGAACAGGACAAGCGGGCGGUGGAGCGGCUGUCCCUGGAGAAGGCCUUCCACCCCUUCAUCGCCGGCGCUCACAACCGGCUGGUGCAGGAGCUGAGCCAGGAGACGGGCGCGCGCAUCAGUAUCCCGCCGCCCAGCCUGCCCAAGGACGAGAUUGUCAUCACCGGGGAGAAGGAGGCCGUCGCCCUGGCCAUCGCCCACAUCCGAGCCAUCUACGAGGAGAAGAAGCGCAAGACGACGACGAUCUCGGUGGAGGUAAAGAAGUCGCAGCACAAGUACAUCGUGGGGCCCAAGGGCAACACGCUGCAGGAGAUCAUGGAGAGCACCGGCGUCUCCGUGGAGAUGCCGCCGCUGGACUCCGGCUCCGAGACCAUCAUCCUCAGGGGCGAGCCCGACAAACUGGGCCCCGCCCUCACACAGGUCUACGCCAAGGCUAAGAGUGUGAUGGUGGUGGAGGUGUCGGCCCCAGCCUGGCUUCAUCGCUUCAUCAUCGGGAAGAAAGGACAGAACAUCGGCCGCAUCACGCAGCAGCUACCCAAAGUGCACAUUGAGUUCACAGACGGCGAGGAGAAGAUCACUCUGGAAGGCCCCACAGAGGAGGUGGAGCAGGCCCAGGUGCAGAUCCAGGACAUGAUCAAAGACCUGAUGCUUAGGAUGGACUACACUGAGGUGAACAUCGACCAGCGCUUCCACAGACACCUCAUCGGCAAGAACGGAGCCAACAUCAACCGGAUCAAGGAGCAGUACAAGGUGUCUGUGCGGAUCCCCCAGGACUCGGAGCGCAGCGGGCUGGUCCGCAUCGAAGGGGACCCCCAGGGGGUGCAGCUGGCCCGCAGGGAGCUCAUCGAAAUGGCCCAGCGCAUGGAGAAUGAACGCACCAAGGACCUGAUAGUGGAGCAGAAGUUCCACCGCACCAUCAUCGGGCAGAAGGGCGAGAAGAUCAAAGAAGUGCGCGACAAGUUCCCCGAGGUCAUCAUCAACUUCCCCGACCCGUCCCAGAAGAGUGACAUCGUGCAGCUGCGGGGACCCAAAAAUGAGGUGGAGAAGUGCGCCAAGUUCCUGCAGAAGCUCAUCGCCGACCUGAUUGAGAACAGCUACUCCAUCUCCGUCCCCAUCUUCAAGCAGUUCCACAAGAACAUCAUCGGCAAGGGAGGCGCCAACAUCAAAAAGAUCCGGGAGGAAACGAACACCAAGAUCGACCUGCCCACGGAGAACAGCAACUCUGAGAUGAUCGUGAUCACUGGCAGAAAGGCCAACUGCGAGGCGGCACGCGACCGCAUCCUGGCCAUCCAGAGGGAUCUGGCGAACAUUAAGGAGGCGGAGGUGACGAUCCCGGCCAAGCUGCACAACUCCCUGAUUGGCUCGCGGGGCUCCCUGGUGCGCUCUGUGAUGGAGGAGUGCGGGGGUGUGCACAUCCACUUCCCCUCGGAGGGGUCGGGCUCCGACAAGGUCACCAUCCGCGGCCCCGCCGGUGAGGUGGAGAAGGCCCGAAAACAGCUGCUGCAGCUGGCCGAGGAGAAGCAAAUCAACAACUUCACGGCGGAGCUGCAGGCCAAGCCCGAGUACCACAAGUUCCUGAUCGGGCGGGGCGGGGCCAACAUCCGGCGCGUGAGGGACCGCACAGGGGCGCGGAUUAUCUUCCCCUCGCCCGACGACCCCGAGCAGGAGCUCAUCACCAUUGUGGGCCGAGAGGAGGCCGUGCGGCUGGCACAGAAGGAGCUGGAGACCCUCGUCAAAAACCUGGACGACGUGAUCGAGGACAGCAUGGUGGUGGAGCCGCGUCACCACCGCCACUUCGUGUGCCGCCGCGGCCAGGUGCUGCGCGAGCUGGCGGAGGAGUACGGGGGCGUGGCCGUCAGCUUCCCCCGCACCGGCACCCACAGCGACCGCGUCACGCUGAAGGGGGCCAAGGACUGCGUGGAGGGGGCCAAGAGACGCAUCCAGGAGAUCAUCCAGGACCUGGAGGCGCAGGUGACGGUGGAGGUGGCGAUCCCGCAGCGGUACCACCGCGCCGUCAUGGGCCCCAAGGGUUCGCGCAUCCAGCAGAUCACCCGCGACCACGAGGUCCAGAUCAAGUUCCCCGAGCGGGAGGAGUCAGCAGGGGCAGAGCCAGCUCCACAGGAGAAUGGUGAGGCCAGCCCAGAGGCGGAGUUUGUCCCACGCAAGUGUGACAUCAUCACCAUCUCCGGGCGGGCGGAGAAGUGCGAACUGGCAAGGGCGGCCCUGCUGGCUCUGGUCCCGGUGACGGUGGACGUGGAGGUGUCCUACGACCUCCACCGCUACAUCAUCGGGCAGAAGGGCAGCGGGAUCCGCAAGAUGAUGGAGGAGUAUGAGGUGAAUAUCUGGGUGCCGCAGCCAGAGCAGCAGUCGGAUGUGAUUAAGAUCACAGGACAGGUGGCCAACGUGGAGCGCGCUCGUCUGGGCCUUCUGGAGAGGGUCAAAGAGCUGCAGGCCGAGCAGGAGGACCGGGCCCUGCGAAGCUUCAAGCUGACCAUCUCCGUCCACCCAAAGUAUCACCCCAAGAUCAUUGGCCGCAAGGGCGCCGUCAUCUCCCAGAUACGCAAGGACCACGACGUCAACGUGCAGUUCCCUGACAAGGGGGAUGAGCAGCAGGACCUGAUCACCAUCUCGGGGUACGAGCGGAAUGUGGAGGAGGCGCGGGCGGCCAUCGAGCGGCUGGUGUCGGUGCUGGAGGAGAUGGUGAGCGAGGACGUGAAGCUGGACCACCGUGUGCACGCCCGCAUCAUCGGCGCCCGGGGCAAGGCCAUCCGCAAGCUCAUGGAGGAGUUCAAGGUGGACAUUCGGUUCCCACAGCCUGGUUCUGAUGAUCCGGACCGGGUCACGGUGACCGGACUUCCGGAGAGUGUGGACAACGCCAUCGAUCACCUGCUCAACCUAGAGGAAGAAUAUAUGAUGAGUGUGACGGAGACGGAGACGAUGGCGGCCUACAUGAAGCCGCCGUCUCGGGGGGGAGGAGGGGGAGACGCUGACAGUGGGGCACCGGCCAAGGGCUUCGUGGUGCGGGACGCCCCCUGGAACGCACCCGGGAACAAGGCCCCUGAUAUGAGCAGUGCUGAAGACUUCCCAACCUUCGGGGCCGGUGUGGCCCCCAAACAGAUGUCGGCCUGGGGCCCCAAGAAGUUCUGAGGCUCGGAAAGGGAGAGAGAGAGAGCAGAGGAACUGAAGAUACCCCUGGCUCUCGGAACGCCUCCCCCCCCCCUCCUCCUCCUUCAUCCUCCCCCUGCGUCUCUCCCUCUCUCGGGUGCAUCACCUCACCGUGUCACUCAGGAGGCUAGAGGAUGAGGUCCCGCCCUCUUUUUCCCCCCAUCUCCCCCCCGCUGUGUUUCUGUCUCUCCUUUCAACACAGUGCCCCAA
Messenger RNA from Megalops cyprinoides (Indo-Pacific tarpon), 4193 nucleotides. RefSeq names its product high density lipoprotein binding protein b (gene hdlbpb). NCBI's taxonomy places the organism in Eukaryota, Metazoa, Chordata, Actinopteri, Elopiformes, Megalopidae. Gene Ontology annotation, molecular function: mRNA binding. Gene Ontology annotation, cellular component: cytoplasm; nucleus. Bases 180 to 3965 code for a protein of 1261 amino acids. The record is from RefSeq and is a predicted model, not a curated record. The transcript has 28 exons.